CACCUGCUGGCUGUGUCUACCCCAAUUCUGUUCACUUCAGAUCCUGCGCAUAAUCGUCAGCUAUUAACAAUAUACAUACUCCUGACUUUGUUAUACUCAUAUCCACACUACUAUCAAACACCAUACUCCACCAAACCUCAUCUAGAAUUGACGUCAGCUUUGCAGCCCGCCUUCUAUCUUUUCCCAUGCGACGCGACCAACCCACCAAAUUCGAACCAUCCCACCGUUGAGACUUCCCAUACAGCUCGCCCUACAAUAAGGCACACGAACCACAAUCCGCGUCCUCAAACAUGACAUCCUCUGUCUCACCCUCGCCUACCAUCCUCCUCCCCCACCUACCACCGAAGACCCUUGUCGGCAUCGAUCUCAUCACCUUCACAUCCACCCCCAACUUCCACGGGAUCCGCUACCUACCAUCCGGAUGGCACUUCCUAUACACCGGCACAACCGAGAGUCUCUCACUAAGAAGCGGCGGAUGGUUCUACGUCGGUGACCUCAAUACCCUCGGCGAACACCAAGACGGAGCGAUCAUCCCCGCACAUACGAGCGCAGACAUCAUAAUCUGGAAAUGGAACACGGAUACCGAGACCCUAUCUCCAUUAACUGCCAACAGCGACGCAGAUAAACAGGAGGCGAUGCGACAUAAAGCGAACCUGGGGGCUAUUUGGCAACGAGGUGGAUUGUUCCGAUACUGCAGUCGAGUAUCUCCAGCGGCUCUAUCGCAGCAGAAUUCUGGGCGGCCAGUACAAUAUGAGAUUGACGAGGAGGAUGAACAAGAGGGCAGACAGACCUGGAGAGAUCUGACGGAUCGGUUGACGCCGGGGCUUCUGAUGCGGGUUGUUGGCGAUCCGGUGCGGGAUGUCGAUGGUCGGCCGCGGUGGAUGGUUACGUCGGCGAGUUCGGCGCAGAGGGAUAACGAUGUCAUACCGGGGAUUACGGAUACGGAGCAGGCGGAGGAGUUGGAGAAGGUUACGGGGGAGAAGGAGAGCGAGUUCUCUUUCUUGCCGGUUGAUCUGAAGAGGACGUGGAGAGAGGGGGCUAUUGGGCGUGAGAGGACGGAGGCUGCGCAGGAUCGCUCGUGGGCGUUGGGGGAUCUGGUGCAGCGGUUUUCGAACUCGGGUGGUGAGCGGGGUGGGGAGGCUCAGGUGCUGGGGGAGUUGCAGUUUACGUUUUUGAUGAUCUUGACGUUGAUGAAUUACUCUUGUCUUCAGCAGUGGAAGAGGCUGUUGGAGUUGGUUUUGACGUGUCGGAGUGCUAUACGGGAUCGGGAGAUGCUGGUGAGCGGGGUGCUAAGGUUGCUUUUGCUACAGCUGAAGAGGUGUGAUGAUGUUGAAGGGGGUCUAUUCGACCUUGAUGGGGAAGAAGGUGGGGAGUUCCUGCGGAAGCUCCUUAUCAAGUUUAGACGGUCGCUUUACGAGAUCGUUGAUGGGACGGAGUCGGUGGUGAAGAUUGAAUUUGACAAGCUCGAGGCUUGGGUCAAAGAGGAGUAUGACUGGGAGCUCAAUCGCGAGGUUGUGGUCCGACGGGGAAUGGUUCAGCUGGAGGAUGGUGAACAGGUGGAGCUGGACAUGCACGAUGAUGACGAGGACGAUGAGCUAGGAGAGUAUGCUCCGAUGGUGGUGGAUUUGGAGGAGAACUAACUCUACGCCG
This is a messenger RNA of Aspergillus sclerotioniger CBS 115572, 1650 nucleotides long. Its product is annotated as AAR2 splicing factor family protein. The transcript has a single exon. NCBI's taxonomy places the organism in Eukaryota, Fungi, Ascomycota, Eurotiomycetes, Eurotiales, Aspergillaceae. Gene Ontology annotation, biological process: spliceosomal tri-snRNP complex assembly. The coding region runs from base 291 to 1640 and encodes 449 amino acids. The record is from RefSeq and is a predicted model, not a curated record.